AUGCUGACCUUGUUUCUUUUGGGGAGCUCGUUGCUUCUGGUGAGUGCGCAGUUCCCCAGAGAAUGCGUCACACCGGAGGGACUGAGGAGCGGUCAGUGCUGUCCCACACCUCCAGGACUGGAGAAUGACCCGUGUGGUGCCAGUGCAGGCCGAGGACAGUGCGUCUCUAUAGCGGCUGAUGCGCGACCACACGGCCCGCAGUAUCCACACGAUGGACGCGACGAUAGAGAGAGAUGGCCCGUGCGCUUUUUCAACAGGACGUGUCAGUGUAACGGGAACUUCAGCGGCUUCAACUGCGGGAGAUGCAGACAUGGAUUCACAGGAGCCAACUGUGACGAGCGGGUGUCUGUUGUAAGAAGAAACGUGAUGCAGCUCAGUGCAGAUGAGAAACGUCGUUUUGUGAGCGCCUUGGACCAGGCAAAACGCACGGUGCACCCGGACUUGGUUAUUGCCACGCGGCGCUACGAGGAGGUUUUUGGGCCCGAUGGAAACACCACGCAGUUUGAGAAUAUCACAAUAUACAACUACUUUGUGUGGACCCACUACUACUCAGUCAGCAAAACGUUUCUGGGCGCGGGACAGGCCAGUUUUGGAGGAGUGGACUUUUCCCACGAGGGACCUGGGUUUCUGACGUGGCAUAGGUUCCACCUUCUUCAGUUGGAGCGGGAUAUGCAGGACAUGCUGCAGGACCCCUCCUUUGCCCUGCCCUACUGGAACUUCGCCAUCGGGGGCAACACAUGUGACAUUUGCUCUGAUGACCUGAUGGGGGCCCGCAGCAGUUUUGAUGCGAACGCUCUGAGCACAAACUCUGUGUUUUCUUCUUGGAGGGUGAUUUGUGAGAGCGUGGAGGACUAUGACACUCUGGGAACCAUCUGUAACAGCACAGAGUCGUCUCCGAUCAGGAGGAACCCAGCGGGGAAUGUGAACCGUCCCAUGGUGCAGCGCCUCCCAGAGCCCCAGGAUGUGGAGGCAUGUCUCCAGGUCAACACUUUCGACACGCCCCCGUACUACUCCACUUCUGAUGAGAGCUUCAGGAACUCUAUUGAAGGCUACAGCGCCCCCCAAGGCAACUACGACCCUGUGGUAAGGAGCCUUCACAACCUGGCUCAUCUGUUCUUGAAUGGGACAGGGGGGCAGACCCACCUCUCGCCCAAUGACCCCAUCUUUGUCCUGCUGCACACCUUCACAGACGCCAUCUUUGACGAGUGGUUGAGGAGACACAGUCCAGAUUCCACUGUGUAUCCAGAGGAGAAUGCGCCCAUUGGCCACAACAGAGGCUACAACAUGGUGCCCUUCUGGCCUCCUGUGACCAAUGCAGAGAUGUUUGUCACUGCUCCUGAGAAUCUGGGCUACAGUUAUGAAGCUGAAUGGCCAGCUCAACCGUUUACAAUGACUGAAAUCAUCACCAUGACCAUUGUCGCCGCCCUGGUGCUGGUUGCUGUCGUCUUCGCUGCCAGUACAUGUGCUGUCCGUGCCAGGUCCAAGAGGGAAGGCCACCAGCCUCUGCUUGGAGAUCAGUACCAGAGAUAUGACGAUGACAAAAGCCAAUCUGUUGUUUAA
This is a messenger RNA of Boleophthalmus pectinirostris (great blue-spotted mudskipper), 1560 nucleotides long. Its product is annotated as 5,6-dihydroxyindole-2-carboxylic acid oxidase-like. NCBI's taxonomy places the organism in Eukaryota, Metazoa, Chordata, Actinopteri, Gobiiformes, Gobiidae. Gene Ontology annotation, molecular function: oxidoreductase activity. Gene Ontology annotation, cellular component: melanosome. The record is from RefSeq and is a predicted model, not a curated record. Gene Ontology annotation, biological process: melanosome organization; melanocyte differentiation.